AUGGCAUCCAACGGAAGCGCUCACCCUCCUGUCGGCCAGGAGAACAUCAACACCGACAUCGUCACGCUCUCCCGCUUCUUCACGGAAGAGCAGAUCAAAUACCCCGAUGCCUCGGGAGACUUCACCCUCCUCUGCCACGCCCUCCAGUUCUCCUUCAAGUCCAUCGCCUACUACAUCCGUCGCGCCUCCCUAAUCAACCUCACCGGUCUGGCCGGCUCCUCCAACACCACCGGCGACGACCAGAAGAAGCUCGACGUGAUCGGCAAUGACAUCUUCAUCUCCGCCAUGCGCGGCUCCGGCAAAUGCCGCAUCCUCGUCUCCGAGGAAGAAGAAAACGUGAUCAAGUUCGAUGAGCACCCCAACGCCCGCUACGCUGUCGUCUGCGACCCCAUCGACGGCUCCUCCAAUCUGGAUGCCGGUGUCUCCGUCGGCACCAUCUUCGGUAUCUUCCAACUGCCCGACGAAGUCCUGGGCGAGGGCAAGUCCGUCGGCCCCGAGCAUCUCUUGCACCCGGGUACUUCCCUCGUCGCCUCCGGUUUCACAAUGUACGGCGCCUCCGCGCAAUUGGUCAUCACCAUGCGCGGCGGUGGCGUCAACGGCUUCACCCUCGAGAACUCGCUGGGCGAGUUCAUCCUCACCCACCCGAACAUGAAGCUCCCCGAGACCCGCGCCAUCUACUCCGUCAACGAGGGUAACAGCAUGUACUGGGAUGACUGGUGCAACGCCUACUUCCACAGCCUCAAGUACCCCGGCGAGGGCAAGAAGCCCUACAGCGCGCGUUACAUCGGUUCCAUGGUCGCAGACGCCUACCGUACCCUGCUGUACGGUGGUAUCUUCGCUUACCCCGCCGACAAGAAGAGCCCCAAGGGUAAGCUGCGUAUCUUGUACGAGUGUGCGCCCAUGGCUAUGGUGUUCGAGAACGCUGGCGGUCUCGCUGUCAACUCGCGCAUGGAGCGGUUGAUGGAGGUUCGUCCCGAGCACAUCCAUGACCGUAGUGGUGUCUUCCUCGGCUCCAAGGGUGAGGUCCAGAAGGUCAUUGACAUGUAUAACAAGCACCAGAAAUAA
Penicillium daleae is the source of this 1065-nucleotide messenger RNA. RefSeq names its product fructose 1,6-bisphosphate 1-phosphatase (gene fbp1). NCBI's taxonomy places the organism in Eukaryota, Fungi, Ascomycota, Eurotiomycetes, Eurotiales, Aspergillaceae. The transcript has a single exon. The record is from RefSeq and is a predicted model, not a curated record. Bases 1 to 1065 code for a protein of 354 amino acids. Gene Ontology annotation, molecular function: fructose 1,6-bisphosphate 1-phosphatase activity. Gene Ontology annotation, biological process: gluconeogenesis; fructose 6-phosphate metabolic process; fructose 1,6-bisphosphate metabolic process. Gene Ontology annotation, cellular component: cytoplasm; cytosol.